This is a messenger RNA of Lactuca virosa, 321 nucleotides long. The record is from the annotation of a GenBank genome assembly. NCBI's taxonomy places the organism in Eukaryota, Viridiplantae, Streptophyta, Magnoliopsida, Asterales, Asteraceae.
AUGCUCCAACGACUAUCUGUGCUUGUCCAGGUAAUCAAGAAAUCAAACGGUGUGGCUGCCAAAUCAAACAUUGUAGACAAAGAAGCUCUUCUCAAAGUCAUUGAGAACGACAUCAAGAAUGAUCUCGAAUUGAAAGCUCAUAUACGCUCCAUGAUCGUUGUGACUUGCAAUGAAUACGAAGUGAAUGACGAGAUGGUUCAAUGCGUCACUACCAUCAAAUCAUCUCUCAAACAAAUGCAUGCAACAUUUUUCUUGAUAAGUGAUAAAAGAAAGGAUGUAUGUGUUGAUGGAAAAGUUGGCCAAAGUCGUCAACUUGAUUGA